AUGGCCGACGGACUUCACCUGAAAAUUGACUCUACAAAGGACAAGAAGACGCGAACGUACAGGGUUACGUGCGGCGACAACCCUGCCCCUAUGUACACGGUCCAGAUAAACAAGAAGUCGAAGCCGCAUGCUAAAGUGACAAAGCACGGCAUACCGGUUAACAACCAUCCGCCACCUCCACCCCCCAUGCAGCAGCAGCAACCACCACCGUAUGGCUUUCCACCACCAGAGCAUUUUAACCAGCCAUAUAACCAGCCAUACGCUCAACCAUAUAAUCAACCGUACAACCAAUCAUACAAUCAGCAUUCUUACCCGCCCUCCCAGCCACAGAGCCAAUCCUACUACCAAAGUUUUAACAACUAUCAACCUCCACCCGGCCAGGUCGUCGGCACAUUGACGUUUCACGAUCUGUCCUCCAAGAUCGAUGUCUCAAUAAGUGGAUAUGAUACAUCAAUGAGACGCCCUGACCCUCUGGCCUCUGGCCGCAAGUUCCUGACUCGUAGCAUGGGGAAGCUACAGUGGAAGGAAGACGGUCUGUUCAGCAGUAACCAGAAGCUGGUGGAUGAGAGGCGCAAUGUGAUAGCGAAGUACAAUAAGGAUGACCAAGAAAUUAUUGUUCUACUGCCACCAAAUCAAAUUGACCAGCAUCUGGAUAUGAUUGUCGUCACAGGGAUCGGAAUCAUCGAGGCCGAAAGGAAGUCAGACGAUGACGGUGAUAUUGUCGAAGGGAUCCUUGAUUUCAUUUGA
This is a messenger RNA of Nannizzia gypsea CBS 118893, 747 nucleotides long. RefSeq lists its product as hypothetical. The transcript has a single exon. Lineage: Eukaryota; Fungi; Ascomycota; Eurotiomycetes; Onygenales; Arthrodermataceae. The coding region runs from base 1 to 747 and encodes 248 amino acids. The record is from RefSeq and is a predicted model, not a curated record.